Molecule: messenger RNA, 1018 nt
Organism: Myxocyprinus asiaticus (Chinese sucker)
Lineage: Eukaryota; Metazoa; Chordata; Actinopteri; Cypriniformes; Catostomidae
Gene: tma16
Product: translation machinery associated 16 homolog
Exons: 7
Coding region: 146-736 (196 amino acids)
Cellular component (GO): nucleus
Source: RefSeq, a predicted model, not a curated record
UAUCGACUUUCCAUCGGAACUUGUAACCAAGAUGUCACUGAUGCACGGAACCAUAAUACCGUCGAACCGAUUCAGCGGUCCGUCCCUCAUCCCUUCCCCCAUAUUUCACACGUGACAAAGACGGGCAAUAACUUAUAUCAUCAAAAUGCCGAAGGCAGCGAAAGGAAAGGGACCGGUGGAGAAAAAGGUUGUUCAUCCAUACAGCAGGAAAGCUGCUUAUAUGGCGAGAGCUGCUAGCAAACAAGUGAGGAAGGAAAAGUUAAAAAGUGAAAAGGCACAACGUCUAAACGUGAUUGGUGAAAAACUUUUGUGGUUCCAAAACCAGCUAGAUCCCAACAAGGCUGAAUACACCAAACACGACGCUUGUGAAAUCAUUGAGAGGUACCUUCACCGUUUUGAUGAAGAGCUGGAGCAGAUAGAGUUAGCGAACAGUAUUAAAGGACGACAGGGUCGUCAGCAUGGCUCCAGAGAGGCUGUCAUCAAACAAACAGUAGAGCGAGAGAGGGCACAGUAUGAAGGCAAUGGCUUUGAAAUCCCUGACAUCAUCAACUCUAAGCAUCUGAAAAUAUUCAGAGAAUGGAACAGUGACCUCAAGAAACUCCCUAACAUUAAGAUGAGAAAGGUUUCAGCAAAAGGCUCUGACAGCACACUCUGUGCUGUUUCAAAUGAUGCACACACGGAGGAGGAAGAGAAUGAGGAAGAUGAGGUAUCACAGAAUUGUGAUAUUGACCUAUAGUGUGUAGUGUGAAAUUCUGUAGCUCUACUGUAGUACAACCUAUUGUAAAGGGACAGCACGAUGUGUGUAAGAGCACUGGACAGAAAGAGUUUGGGACAUUGAAAUGAGUGUGCAUUGUGUGAGAGUACGUUAGUGCUCUUUUACCAGCAGCCAGAGGCAUCUUGCUAUGUACAUUUACUCAUCUGUACCUGUAAAAAUGGCUUGUUGUGAGGAAAGGGGUUGCCUAGUUACCUAGGAAACAUGAUAACACCAUUAUAUAAAUAAACAGAGACUUUGAAACCA